Molecule: messenger RNA, 1945 nt
Organism: Lolium rigidum
Lineage: Eukaryota; Viridiplantae; Streptophyta; Magnoliopsida; Poales; Poaceae
Product: cell division cycle 20.2, cofactor of APC complex-like
Exons: 5
Coding region: 222-1652 (476 amino acids)
Biological process (GO): positive regulation of ubiquitin protein ligase activity; anaphase-promoting complex-dependent catabolic process; positive regulation of anaphase-promoting complex-dependent catabolic process
Cellular component (GO): anaphase-promoting complex
Molecular function (GO): ubiquitin ligase activator activity; protein binding; anaphase-promoting complex binding
Source: RefSeq, a predicted model, not a curated record
CAGUCAGGAAAAAAAGGAAAAUCUGCCGAACACCAAACGCCCCCCAAUCCUUCCCAAAACCUCGCCGCCGGCGAAUUCCUCCGUGCCUCGCAACCCACAUCGAUCGCCUCCGCACUCCAACACGCUCGACUCUCUCAAUUUCCUCGGAUCAAUUCUUGCAUCCCGCUGGGCUGCUGGUUGUCUGAUCCGUCGGGGGAAUUUCUCGUUUUUCUCCCUCGCCCAUGGAGGCGGCGGGCUGCAGCUCGUCCCGGCCGCCGAGACGCCGCCGGCCGGAGAUUCUUCCGCCUGCGCCUGGAUCCGCCGGCCCGAGUAGGCCGUACAUGCCGUCCCUCUGCACCAACUCCAAGAACCCGUCCACCAAGUGCUACGGUGACAGAUUCAUACCAGAUAGAUCAGCAAUGGACAUGGACAUGGCAUAUUACCUCCUUACGGAACCUAAGAAGGACCAGGAAAAUGAAAGCAUGGUACCACCAGCUAAACAAGCAUACAGGAGGCUUCUAGCUGAGAAAUUCCUGGGCGGCAGAACCAGGAUUCUUGCCUUCAGGAACAAGCCACCAGAGCCUCAAGGGAUGCUGCAGCAGAUUUCAGCCGAAACUCAGACUUCCAGUCAGAUCAAUCCUGCUAAACAGCACCGAAAGAUUCCAAAGUUUGCUGAGAGGACGCUAGAUGCCCCUGGAGUGGUUGAUGAUUACUAUCUUAACGUGUUGGAUUGGGGAAGCAAAAAUGUGGUGUCCAUUGCCCUUGAGAAUACCUUGUACUUGUGGAAUUCAUCUGAUAGCUCAACUUCUGAGCUUGUGACUGUUGACGAUGACAAUGGUCCCAUCACUAGUGUCAGCUGGUCCUGUGAGGGACAACAUAUUGCCAUUGGCCUAAACUCUUCUGACAUCCAGCUCUGGGACGCGAGCUCUAGUCGCAAGCUGAGAACACUCCAAGGUGUCCAUGAAUCAAGGGUUGGUUCGCUGGCAUGGAACAGUAACAUCCUGACAACCGGUGGAAUGGAUGGCAAGAUCGUGAACAACGAUGUCAGGAUGAGAUCUCAUAUUGUUCAGACAUACCGAGGGCAUGAAGCUGAGGUGUGCGGGUUGAGAUGGUCAGGAUCUUGUCAGCAAUUGGCAAGUGGUGGAAACGACAACCUAGUGCACAUAUGGGAUGCAUCGAUGGCAUCUUCUAAUCCAUCACUGGGUCAUACUAGAUGGCUUCACAGGUUUAAUGACCACUUGUCUGCAGUGAAAGCUCUUGCCUGGUGUCCAUUUCAGAGCAACUUACUUGCCUCUGGUGGUGGUGGAAAUGAUAGAUGCAUCAAAUUCUGGAACACGCACACAGGUUUAUGUUUGAAUUCUGUUGAUACUGGAGCCCAAGUAUGUGCACUAAUCUGGAAUAAGAAUGAGAAAGAGCUACUGAGUGCUUGUGGUUUUAUACAAAAACCACUCAUUUUAUGGAAAUACCCAUCAAUGGUUAAAUUGGCUGAACUUGAAGGUCACACUUCUCGUGUCCUCUGCUUGGCACAGAGCCCUGAUGGCAGCACGGUAGCCUCUGUCGCAGCAGAUGAGACUCUAAGGUUCUGGAAUGUAUUUGGAACUUCUGAAGCACUGAAACCUGCAGCCAAGACUGUACGCACUGGAAUGUUUAAUAGUUUCAGCCAUAUCAGAUGAAGUGUGUACAGUAAGGUUUGCUUGAGCUAGGAUUGUGGGUAGAAAAUCUCCAAAUACUAUAACAAAGCUUACAAAAGAUGCAGUUAUUAUCUAGUACUUGAUCACCAUCCAUAUCUUAUGGGAAUUGACCAACUUCGAAUUGUAACCAGCCAAUCUGAUGGACAGGGUACUGAAGGUCCGCUUUAGCUCUUGAUGCCUCUACUGUCUCAUAGUGAAUGUUUAUACUAAUAGACAAAUUAGCCAUUAUUUUGUUCAAGACGUUUAUCAUGAUUUAUAUCGCUAUUUCAAAGCCA